This is a messenger RNA of Scutellospora calospora, 441 nucleotides long. Lineage: Eukaryota; Fungi; Glomeromycota; Glomeromycetes; Diversisporales; Gigasporaceae. The record is from the annotation of a GenBank genome assembly.
AUGUCGAAUAUGACAACUUCUGAAAACACAACCGUACAAGUUGCCCUACGAAUAAGACCAUUAACCGCUGAAGAUUUGGUAAAUUUACCAUCACGAUUCCAAAGAAAUGUUCUAUCAACUACUUUAUUCGCUCCAAAUCAAGUUACUGUUCAAACUGAAAAGAAACAAACUUUCACUUUUGAUCAUGUCUUUGGUCCAGAUUCAACUCAAAAAGACAUUUAUGAUCGUUGUAUUAAAAGUAUGGUAGAUAAAUUCUUAGAAGGAUUUAAUGUUACUAUAUUGGCUUACGGUCAAACAUCAUCGGGUAAAACUCAUACCAUGGGUACAGCGGAUAGUUUAUCUUCACCUCAAGAGACAAGAGGUAUAAUCCCACGAGCAAUGGCAACUCUCUUUUCUUACAUAAAUUCUGCUCAAUAUAAAAAUCGAAAAUUCACCAUGAAA